Molecule: messenger RNA, 8163 nt
Organism: Vombatus ursinus (common wombat)
Lineage: Eukaryota; Metazoa; Chordata; Mammalia; Diprotodontia; Vombatidae
Gene: CACNA1A
Product: calcium voltage-gated channel subunit alpha1 A
Exons: 46
Coding region: 1-7146 (2381 amino acids)
Biological process (GO): calcium ion import across plasma membrane; chemical synaptic transmission
Cellular component (GO): membrane; neuronal cell body; voltage-gated calcium channel complex
Molecular function (GO): high voltage-gated calcium channel activity
Source: RefSeq, a predicted model, not a curated record
AUGGGCUACCUUGAGGAUUACAUUUUGGCAACAGUUGGCACUGAAUUUGACCUACGGACCCUGAGGGCAGUACGUGUUCUGAGGCCCCUAAAGUUGGUGUCUGGAAUUCCAAGUUUACAAGUUGUUCUGAAGUCUAUCAUGAAGGCGAUGAUACCUUUGCUACAGAUCGGCCUCCUCCUGUUUUUUGCAAUCCUUAUUUUUGCAAUCAUAGGGUUAGAAUUUUAUAUGGGAAAAUUUCAUACCACCUGCUUUGAGGAGGUGACAGAUGAUAUUCAAGGCGAGUCUCCAGCUCCAUGUGGAACCGAGGAACCCGCCCGUACCUGCCCCAAUGGGACCAAAUGCAAGCCCUACUGGGAAGGACCCAAUAAUGGGAUCACUCAGUUUGACAACAUCCUGUUUGCAGUGCUGACUGUCUUCCAGUGUAUCACCAUGGAAGGGUGGACUGACCUUCUCUACAAUGUGGGUGCUACCAGAGGCUGGGGAGGGAAAGGGAGAGGGGGGAAGAGCAAUGAUGCCUCAGGGAAUACCUGGAACUGGUUGUACUUCAUCCCCCUCAUCAUCAUUGGCUCGUUUUUUAUGCUGAACCUUGUGCUGGGUAACAAGGAUGCCCUACCAGACAAUGGACCCCAAGACUUUGUGCUUUGCAGGGAGUUUGCCAAGGAAAGAGAACGGGUUGAGAACCGGCGAGCUUUUCUGAAGCUGAGACGGCAGCAGCAGAUAGAGAGAGAACUCAAUGGCUACAUGGAAUGGAUUUCCAAAGCAGAAGAAGUGAUACUAGCAGAAGAUGAAACAGACGGCGAGCAGAGACACCCCUUUGAUGUUGGAGCUCUGCGGAGAGCCACCAUAAAGAAAAGCAAGACAGACCUGCUCAACCCCGAAGAAGCCGAGGAUCAGCUGGCUGAUAUGGCCUCUGUGGGUUCUCCCUUCGCCCGAGCCAGUAUUAAAAGUGCCAAGCUGGAGAACUCGACUUUUUUUCAUAAAAAGGAGAGGAGAAUGCGCUUCUAUAUCCGCCGCAUGGUCAAAACUCAGGCCUUCUACUGGACAGUUCUCAGUCUGGUAGCACUCAACACGCUGUGUGUUGCUAUAGUUCACUACGACCAGCCAGAUUGGCUAUCUGACUUCCUCUACUAUGCAGAAUUCAUUUUCUUAGGACUCUUUAUGUCCGAAAUGUUUAUAAAAAUGUAUGGGCUUGGGACGAGGCCUUACUUCCACUCCUCCUUCAACUGCUUUGACUGUGGGGUUAUCAUCGGGAGCAUUUUUGAGGUGAUCUGGGCUGUGGUGAAACCUGGAACAUCCUUCGGGAUCAGUGUGCUACGAGCUCUCAGGUUAUUGCGUAUUUUCAAAGUCACAAAAUACUGGGCUUCUCUCAGGAACCUGGUCGUGUCUCUCCUGAACUCCAUGAAAUCCAUCAUCAGUUUGUUGUUCCUUCUCUUCCUUUUCAUCGUUGUGUUUGCCCUUUUGGGAAUGCAGCUCUUUGGAGGCCAGUUCAAUUUUGAUGAUGGAACGCCUCCUACCAAUUUUGACACUUUUCCAGCAGCAAUAAUGACAGUAUUUCAGAUCUUGACUGGAGAAGACUGGAAUGAGGUGAUGUAUGAUGGGAUCAAAUCUCAAGGGGGUGUCAAAGGCGGCAUGGUGUUCUCCAUCUAUUUCAUUGUGCUGACACUCUUUGGGAACUAUACCCUACUGAACGUAUUCUUGGCUAUCGCGGUGGAUAACCUGGCCAACGCCCAGGAGCUCACUAAGGAUGAGCAAGAGGAGGAAGAGGCAGCCAACCAGAAGCUUGCCUUACAAAAAGCAAAGGAAGUGGCCGAAGUGAGUCCUCUGUCUGCGGCCAACAUGUCAAUAGCCAUGAAAGAACAGCAGAAAAACCAAAAAUCCUCCAAGUCAGUGUGGGAGCAGAGGACAAGCGAGAUGCGAAAACAGAACCUUCUGGCCAGCCGGGAGGCUCUCUACAACGAGCUGGGUCCUGAGGAGAGGUGGAAGGUCUCCUAUGGCCGACACAUGAGGCCCGACAUUAAGACUCACCUGGACAGGCCCCUGGUGGUGGACCCACAGGAAAACCGCAACAAUAACACAAACAAGAGUAGGCCUAGUGACCCCUCCAUGGAUCAGCGGCUCAGCCAGCAGCGUGCUGAAGACUUCCUCAGGAAACAGGCCCGUUACUACGACAGGACACGCGGAGGUUACGAGCGGGCUGAUUCGGGGGGUCUGGAACCUCGGAGGCAGAGGAGCGGCAGCAAAGAGGCUGACCUGAACCACGAAGGGUCCUAUGGGAGGGAGCCAGAGUAUCAAACCAAGGAGCGUGACGGGAACCAGGAGCGCGGCUUUCGGGAGGGAGAGCCAGACCGGAACAAACCAGGGGACCCCCAUCGGAGGCAUCAGCAUCGGCAGGGGGGCGGCAAAGAGAGCCGGAGUGGCUCUCCUCGGACAGGGGAGGGUGAUCGGGAGCCUCGGAGACACCGGGCCCAUCGGCGACCGGGUGAGGAGGGCACUGAAGACGGCAAUAAGUCAGAGCGGCGGUAUCGCCACCGUGAAGGGAGCCGGCCCAGCCGAGGAGGUGAUGGGGAGAAUGAGCCUCCAGACGGGGACCGGCGGCGGAGACACCGCCAUGCUGCUCAGUCUACCUAUGACAGUGACCUCAAGAGAGAAGAUAAGGAGAGGAGGCAUCGGAGGAGGAAAGAGAACCAAGGUUCUGGAGUCCCUGUGUCUGGCCCAAACCUCUCUACCACUCGGCCAAUCCAGCAGGAUAUGGGGCGUCAGGAACCUCCAUUGGCCGAAGAUAUUGAUAAUAUUAAGAACAAUAAGCUGGCCACCACGGAAUCCACCAACCCUCACAACACCAUCCAUGCCCUCCACCCCCAGAGCCCAGCCCAGAUGGGUAACCACACCAACUCCCCACCAAUGCGGCCCCCACCCAAUCAGCCAGCUGGGAACCCAUCCAACCCUGGGCCCCCCAAAAACCCAGAGAAUAGCCUUAUAGUCACCAACCCCAGCACCCAGAACAACCCAGCCAAGACUGCCAAGAAGCCUGAGCACACGGCGGUGGAUAUCCCCCCCGCCUUUCCCCAACCCGUCAACAACACCGUUGUCCAAGUAAACAAAAACGCCAACCCAGACCCACUGCCAAAAAAGGAGGAAGAGAAGAAAGAAGAGGAUGACCCGGGAGAAGAUGGCCCCAAGCCUAUGCCCCCCUACAGUUCCAUGUUCAUCCUGUCCACCACAAACCCCUUACGCCGGCUGUGCCACUAUAUCUUGAACCUUCGAUAUUUUGAGAUGUGCAUCCUGAUGGUGAUCGCCAUGAGCAGUAUAGCCCUGGCAGCUGAAGACCCCGUGCAGCCCAAUGCCCCCAGGAACAAUGGCUGCAUGGAGCCUGCUGGGACCUCGUGGGGGAGAUGGACAGAAAUAAUUAGAACACACCUCCCCAAAGGAGCCGGAAAUCAGGGCUGUGCUAAAAUGUCUUGUGCAGCUCAUUUUUUCUGUCUCUUCAUUUCUACAACCAACCUCUGGGGGUUGUACUGCCUGGAGCUGCAGGAGCAGGUGCUGCGGUAUUUUGAUUAUGUCUUUACCGGUGUCUUUACCUUUGAGAUGGUGAUCAAGAUGAUCGACUUAGGGCUGGUUCUCCACCAGGGAGCAUACUUUCGGGACCUCUGGAACAUCUUAGAUUUUAUUGUGGUCAGUGGGGCUCUGGUGGCAUUUGCCUUCACUGGCAAUAGUAAAGGGAAGGAUAUCAACACAAUUAAAUCCCUUCGGGUCCUCCGGGUGCUGCGGCCUCUCAAAACCAUCAAACGACUGCCAAAACUCAAGGCCGUGUUUGACUGUGUGGUGAAUUCCCUCAAAAACGUCUUCAACAUCCUCAUCGUCUACAUGCUCUUCAUGUUCAUCUUUGCCGUAGUGGCCGUGCAGCUUUUCAAGGGCAAGUUCUUCCACUGCACAGAUGAAUCCAAGGAGUUUGAGAAAGACUGCCGGGGCAAGUAUCUCCUGUAUGAGAAAAAUGAGGUGAAAGCCAGGGAUCGAGAAUGGAAAAAGUAUGAGUUUCAUUACGACAAUGUGCUGUGGGCUUUGCUGACCCUUUUCACCGUGUCCACCGGAGAAGGCUGGCCACAGGUUCUCAAACACUCAGUGGAUGCAACUUUUGAGAACCAGGGUCCCAGCCCUGGGUACCGGAUGGAGAUGUCCAUCUUCUAUGUUGUCUACUUCGUGGUGUUUCCAUUCUUCUUCGUGAACAUCUUCGUGGCCUUGAUCAUCAUCACCUUCCAGGAGCAGGGAGACAAGAUGAUGGAAGAGUACAGCUUGGAGAAGAACGAGAGGGCAUGCAUUGACUUUGCCAUCAGCGCCAAGCCCCUGACAAGGCACAUGCCUCAAAACAAGCAGAGUUUCCAGUACCGCAUGUGGCAGUUUGUGGUGUCCCCUCCCUUUGAGUACACGAUCAUGGCCAUGAUAGCCCUCAACACUAUUGUACUCAUGAUGAAGUUUGAUGGUGCCACAAUUGCUUAUGACAAUGCGCUAAGGGUGUUCAACAUUGUCUUCACUUCCCUGUUUUCUUUGGAGUGUCUCCUGAAAAUCAUGGCCUUUGGAAUCCUGAAUUAUUUCCGGGAUGCCUGGAAUAUCUUUGAUUUUGUGACAGUUCUGGGCAGUAUCACUGAUAUUUUAGUGACCGAGUUUGGGAACAACUUUAUCAACCUCAGCUUCCUCCGCCUCUUCCGGGCUGCCCGCCUCAUCAAGCUGCUUCGCCAGGGUUAUACCAUUCGCAUCCUCCUCUGGACCUUUGUACAGUCCUUCAAGGCUCUCCCCUAUGUCUGCCUUCUGAUUGCCAUGCUUUUCUUCAUCUAUGCCAUCAUAGGGAUGCAGGUGUUUGGAAACAUUGGCAUCGAUGUGGAAGAAGAAGACAAUGAUGAUGAUGAUUUCCAAAUCACGGAGCACAACAACUUCCGCACCUUCUUCCAGGCACUGAUGCUCCUCUUCAGGAGUGCCACAGGUGAAGCAUGGCAUAACAUCAUGCUGUCCUGCCUCAGUGGGAAACCCUGCGAUAAGAACUCUGGCAUCAGGGAGCCCGAGUGUGGAAAUGAGUUUGCCUAUUUUUAUUUUGUAUCUUUCAUCUUCCUCUGUUCCUUUCUGAUGCUGAACCUCUUUGUGGCUGUCAUCAUGGACAAUUUUGAGUAUCUCACCCGAGAUUCUUCCAUCCUGGGCCCCCACCACCUGGAUGAGUAUGUGCGUGUCUGGGCUGAAUAUGAUCCUGCAGCUUGGGGCCGCAUGGCUUACCCGGACAUGUAUGAGAUGCUCAGACACAUGUCUCCGCCCCUGGGUUUGGGGAAGAAGUGUCCAGCCCGAGUUGCUUAUAAGAGACUUCUGCGAAUGGAUUUGCCCGUUGCAGAUGACAACACGGUUCAUUUCAACUCUACUCUCAUGGCCCUGAUCCGGACAGCCCUAGACAUUAAAAUUGCCAAAGGGGGAGCAGACAAACAGCAGAUGGACGCGGAGUUACGGAAGGAGAUGAUGGCCAUUUGGCCCAACCUUUCACAAAAGACACUUGACCUCCUCGUCACCCCCCACAAAUCUACAGACUUGACAGUGGGCAAGAUAUACGCAGCCAUGAUGAUCAUGGAGUAUUACCGACAGAGCAAGGCAAAGAAGUUACAGGCCCUGAGGGAGGAGCAGAACCGGACACCACUGAUGUUUCAGCGCAUGGAGCCACCAUCCCCGACUCAGGAGGGUGGCCCUGGUCAGAAUGCCCUCCCAUCUUCCCAACUGGAACAAGGAGGACUUCUGGCCCAUGAAGGUGGCAUGAAGGAGAGUCCAUCUUGGGUGACCCAGCGUGCCCAGGAGAUGUUCCAGAAGACAGGGACGUGGAGCCCUGAACGAGGACCUCCUGAUGAUUUGCCCAACAGCCGACCCAGCUCUCAGUCUGUGGAGAUGAGAGAGAUGGGGAAGGACGGCUACUCAGACAGCGACCACUACCUCCCUAUGGAAGGGCAGGGCAGAGCCACCUCCAUGCCCCGGCUCCCAGCUGAAAACCAGACCAUCUCUGAUAGCAGUCCCAUGAAGCGCUCAGCUUCCAUGCUGGGCCACAAGGGCAGGCGCUUAGAUGACUACUCUCUGGAAAGAAUCACCCCAGAGGAGAACCAGCGGCACCACCAGCGCCGUCGCGAGCGGGGCCACCGGACGUCAGAGCGCUCCCUGAGCAGAUACACAGAUGUGGACACAGGCUUGGGAACAGACCUGAGUGUUACCACCCAGUCUGGAGAUCUGCCUCCAAAAGAUCGAGACCAGGAGCGAGGAAGGCCCAAGGACCGAAAACACCAUCAGCACCAUCACCACCACCACCACCACCACCCAUCCUCUGACAAGGAGCGCUAUUCCCAGGAGCGGUCUGAGUAUGGACGGCCCCGAGCCCGAGACCAACGCUGGUCUCGUUCCCCCAGCGAGGGCCGAGAGCAUAUGGCUCAUAGGCAGGGCAGUAGUUCCGUAAGUGGAAGCCCAGUCCCCUCAACAUCUGGUACCAGCACACCGCGGCGUGGACGCCGCCAGCUCCCCCAGACCCCCUCCACCCCCAGGCCACAUGUGUCCUAUUCCCCAGUGAUCCGUAAGGCUGGCAGCGCAGGUCCCCAGCCGCCGCAGCCACAGCAGUCAGUGCGCCCCUGCAGAUCCUCCACUCCUGGACCACGGAGGUACCAGGCCCCCUCUGCUGAGCACCAGGUGGGGGAACGGCCCUCUGGAGGGGGCCACGGCAGUAGCCGCUCACCGGGAAUGGAGCGGCAUGCCACUGCCCUACCAAGAAAUGAGUCCCCGAGGGCUUACCGCCACGCUGGGUCCCGGUGGCCAGCACCUAGCCCCCAUACCUCAGAGGGGCACCCGGGACCCCGGCACCACGGCGGCUACUACCAGAGCUCAGACUACGACGCCGACGGCCCAGGGAGCGAAGAGGCAGCCUUCACUUACGAUACCCCGCCACACGCCUCCUCUGGUACGGGGCGGUCGCCCAGGACUUCCCGGGCAGGAGGCCCAGCCUCAGUCUCGCCCUCCAGACACGGACGGCGAUUACCAAAUGGCUACUAUCCUACCCACGGACUGGCCAGGCAUCGAGGGCAAGGCCCCCGGAAAGGACUGCACGAACCCUAUAGUGAGACUGACGAUGAUGACUGGUGCUAAGUCCUGAUGUGUGUGCACCUCACACACACACACUCACACACACACACAUCCCCCAAACGCCCCAUUCACACAUGAACCUACAACCAGAAGACAAAACUACAAUAACUGUCAUGAAAAAUGGAAAAAAGUGUUUUUUAAUUUCAAACUCUUGUUAAAUUUGCCAAGCAGGUAUGGGCAAGGGGAGGGACAAGCUGGGAAGGGAAGCUGGAAAACGAAGAUUUUCAUAAAAAGGGAAGAAACAAAAACUUUCUUGAGGAUGGAAAGAGAAGGGCAGUAACAAGGGGUAGAAACAAGGAUCCAGAACAUGUCUGUCCCUUACAGACAAAGUUAGGAUAAUCCUUGAGAAGAAAAGGCUACAACUUGCAGGUCUGGGGACCUGCUGAAUCAUGCCAGAGCAGACACUUUUCCUGGAACAUCUACCUUAGAGCCCUUCGGGAGGACAAACCACAUAACUAAAGGGAGCUUGAAUUUGUUCAGCAACUUUGGAGAACUUUGGGAAAAAGGAAAAUGAGGGGAAAAAACAUUUUUAAAAAGUAAAAUGGGAAGAAAAAAGAAAACCUCUAUUGAUGAGUUUUAUCAUCUCAAUUAAACUUUUCCUUUUCCUAAUGAGUGAUAAGGAGAAUUAGUGCCCAUUCUCCUGGUGAAGAGGGACCUGAUGCAAUAUAAAUGCACACAGCACACCCCCCUUCCCCCGUCCAUGCCCCUAUGCAGACCUUCCUCUACACUGAGACAGACCUGCACACACACACACACACACACACACACACACACACACACACACACACAGAGGAGUGCUUGCUGGUUAUACCAAACCCUAUUAAUACUGCCUGCAGAAAUAAAUUUUAAAAAAUAAACUAAAUUUUAAAAAGGACAAAAAAAAAAGAUUGAGAAAAGCAGCAUUUUUUCUGACAUUUGGUCCUGCUUGAAACAACAACAGAAAACAAAACCACCAAUUCCUUUGCUUCUUUUUUCCUUUUUCCUACUUUGUUUGAAAACUGUGGGCUUGGGACUGUGAAU